Molecule: messenger RNA, 8146 nt
Organism: Nematostella vectensis (starlet sea anemone)
Lineage: Eukaryota; Metazoa; Cnidaria; Anthozoa; Actiniaria; Edwardsiidae
Product: receptor-type tyrosine-protein phosphatase F
Exons: 42
Coding region: 960-7889 (2309 amino acids)
Biological process (GO): protein dephosphorylation
Molecular function (GO): protein binding; protein tyrosine phosphatase activity
Source: RefSeq, a predicted model, not a curated record
AAUAUCGAUGCAUUGUAUUUGAUUUGAUAGACCCUCCGAGGUUGAGACGAGGCUCUGGCCUCUCGAAGCGCCAUUUCGACUUCUGCCUCACUUCCAUGUUAACGUUUUUCGAUAAGCAUGUGUCAGUUUCACGUGGUGCUAACUUGGAUGUAAACAUCUCUUCGCUCGGGAAUCGAAUUCACGGGUAUGAAAAGCGCAUGAAAACCUGAUUUGAAAACAGCAACAUUCAUCUGAAAACCCAUGGGAUCAUUGCUGUAGAGUUAGUGACAAGAAUCUGCGCAUAGGUGAUGGGGAAUACAGCAUUUUCUCGGGGAGGCGCUUCAAGCUGGCAGUUAAGGGGCAAAAUGACCAGUACAAUCGCUUGCUUGAGAUUUUAAGAGUUUGAGAGUUUAAUCCACUAUCGUUGAGGCGAGAGCAAACGCCGGGAAUAAGCUGGAAAAUCAGCUUAAACGUCAGCACAGAGAAGACAUCUCGGCGCUUUAUUAACUCGUAAAAAGAGACUCCUCUUGAACAGACUUUACAUUUUUAAUACUGGUAAAUCCUGUAACUAAUUCGGACUGCAAAGCACUAUGAAAAUUGCGAUCAAAAUAAUAUAUCGCUCCUCUACUUCGUUCGUUUAGAUGUUUGUUAUUGCGAACAACAAUAAUUAAAACGGGUUUUGACGUUUUGAACUUGAAACGAAAAUACAAUAGAAAACUGUCAGAAUUUCUUGGUGCCAUUACCACGCGUCAAUUGGCCAAUCAGCGACCAAGUUCAGAUUCUGAACCUAGCAGAAGUCGAAAUAGCGCUUCGGGAGGCCAGAGCCUCGUCUAAACCUCGCGGGCCACUAAAUAGAGAGACGUUCGAGGCUCUGGAACCAUUAUAGUCAAUGUAUCAACAGAGGUGAAUGGUUUAAAGACGCGGCUUCUCGAAUUACACUGUAAAUAAUAUUGCGUGACUUUGAAUUAACUUGAUUACGCAUGCCGAUAGCGACGAGUCAUGAUCGUCUGGUAAAGAUGGCGGUGCAAACACUCUCUUUCUAUUUCCGGGUAGCUUUCGCCAUCCUUCUGCUACAAACAAUCACAGUUCUUUCAGUUUGUGCGGAAGCUGGUUGCUCCAGUCAAGCGGUUGGCAUUAGCGAUAGUCACGUGAUACCUGAUAACAGAUUUUCAGCUACGACAAUAUACGACAGCAGAUACCAUCCCUAUUAUGCUCGACUUAACGGUUCGCCUGGAUGGGAUCGCAAAAGUAGUGAUACUAGUGGCUAUCUUCAAAUCGACCUCAACGCCGUGUUCAUGGUGUGCGCUGUGGCUACGCAGGGCGCCUCAUAUGGGACAGAGUGGGUGAAGUCAUACAAAGUUCAGUUUUCCAUUGAUAAUCAAGCAUGGUCCACAUACCGGGAGACGGCUGGGACCGACAAGGUAUUCAAUGGUAACACGGACGGAACGACAGUCGUCAAAAACACCCUCGCGGUUCCCACCAUGGCGCGGUUCAUCCGGUUUGUACCUUUAAGUCAUAACAGGGACCCGACGAUGCGCGUGGAGGUGUACGGCACAAAACCCGACGUGUGCAAGUCGUCGCUUGGUCUGAUGGAUGACGUCAUUCCGGACUCAGCAAUGUCGGCGUCAUCGGGUUCACCGUCCGCUGCCCGCCUAUACGGCAACUCAUCAUGGUGUAGUACGUCAUCUACCGUGUCUGAGUAUCUUCAGGUUGACCUGGGAGGGGUGAGAACGGUCUCAGGAGUAGCCACACAGGGGUGCCCUAGGGAGAACAAGUGGGUAAAGACUUAUAACCUUCAGUACAGUGGUGAUGAGACACGAUGGCUGACUUAUGAUGCCGCCACCAGCAAUGACUUCAGCUUCACGGGUAACGUCAACAAGAAUCUUGCGAUGAUCAACUGGCUCAGUCAUCCAAUCAGAGCGCGCUACGUCAGAAUCAAGCCGCUGACCUGGAAUAGCGCAAUCUGCUUAAGAGCAGACCUGUUUGGAGACAUCGAAUGCUCGUGCGAGAAUCUGGCUCUAGGACUCGGUGACAAUCGCGUACCUAGCGCAAGUAUCUCCGCCUCAUCAAACAAUGCAAAUGCCGUACGCGCAAGACUGAACUCUACAAGCGGUGCAUGGUGUGCGGGCUCAGGUGACGUCUCGCCAUACCUGCAGGUGGAUCUUGGAUCAAGUCACAUGAUCUGCGCCGUAGCUACACAAGGAGAUCCGUCCGCUGACCAGUGGGUACCGACUUAUUGGAUUGAUUACUCGGAUGAUGGAGCAAACUGGACAAGUUAUAGAGAAAAUAACACCACUAGGAAGUUUAACGGUAAUUACGACAGAAACUCAAUCGUGCGUCAAGUACUGUACCAAGCCCCCGCCGCCAGAUACGUCCGCGUGGUGCCAAUUUCGGAGACUGGGUCAAAGUGUCUACGGUUGGAGCUGUACGGUCACCGACUGGGAUCAGAUUGUCAGUCUCGCGCAGUCGGCCUUCAGAGCACAAAUAUGAUUCCUGAUCAUCGCUUCACCAGCAAUUCAUGGUAUAGUAGCGCCUACUAUCCCUGGUACGCAAGACUACAAACAUCAAAGGCUUGGGCACCAAAAGCUGCCGAUAGAGACAAUACAUAUCUCCAAGUUGACCUGGGAGGUCUGUGGUGCGUGUGCUCUGUGGCCUCUCAAGGGACGGCCUACAGCGACUCGGAGUGGACCAAGCAGUACGCUAUCGCGCAUUCUGUCAAUAAUAUCAGUUGGACGCCAUACAAUGAGUCUGGUGUACAGAGGGUGUUUACUGGAAAUGUUGACAAAUCAAAUGUAGUGGUGAGACUGCUCGCUCAUCCGCCACUGGCCAGAUUCAUUCGGUUUGUUCCAAGGGCACGCAACAGCUACCCAACAACAAGACUGGAUUACCGCGGAUUACAGUCAGCUUGUGCAUCAUCACUCGGAGUGGAGCGUGGCUACAUCCUUGACUCACAGAUGACGUCAUCAAGCAAUGAUGGCGCGUACACGGCAUCCGCUGGCCGCCUGUACGGCGGCUCAUCUUGGUGCAGUUCCACAUCAGCCAACAAUGAGUAUCUUCAGGUUGAUCUUGGAGGAGUAAAGACGGUCACAGGAGUGGCCACACAGGGUUCCCGCACUCAAAGCAAGUGGGUCACGCGAUACGUUAUCAAGUACAGCUUCACUGGAACCGAGUGGAGCGACGUCAAGGAUGGCGGGUCUAUACCAAGGAUAUUUGACGGCAACGAGGAUCACAAAACAGGGCGUGUUAACUGGUUUGAAGUCCCCAUCGCUGCACAAUUCAUCAGGGUUCACCCUCAGGCAGUGAAUAGCGGCAACGCCUGCAUGAGAAUAGACUUUUAUGGCUGCACUUUUGUAUUUUUGCCUGGUUUUAAAUCUCAAAGAGAAAUCACUCUCCAGGCAUCAAACGGUACACGCGUGUCUGUACCCUGUCCGAUAAACGGACAACCGCAGCCCGUUGAUUUUAAAUGGUACAAAAAUGAUACCUUCAUGGCUGGGGAUACUUCAAGCAGUAUCACCGUAACAUACCGCUCAGCAGCUGACGUGAAACACAGCUACAAAUGUGUGCAUCCAGACCCGAACCACCGACCUGUAAAGUGUGUCCAGUCGUACGCAUGCUCUGCAAGGUAUCCGCUGACUCUACCAAGUGCAGGCACAGCCAGACGUGCAGAGAUAAAAGUCUCUGUCCAGCUAAAUGUUUUGGCAGCACCAGUAGUAGAUGUAACAAGGAAUAAGCGCUCACUUACACUGCAGCUGACGUCAUCAGCAGACGACUCGACAGGACCGCUGACCGGUUAUACCGUCAAGAAUCGGACGAGUGGAGCAUGGACUACACGUGAGAUCGGCUCGUCGUCACAAUACGAGUUGACUGGUCUUGUGCCGUACACGAGCUACACGGUGCAGGCGAGAGGGAAGAGUGUGGUUGGACUCGGGUUGUGGAGUGCAGCGGGUUCCUACACCACUCUCAUGGCAGAUCCAGAUGGAAAACUUAUAAUAUCUCAAUCGACGGCUGCAACAUCCUCCACCGCAAUACAGAUACAAUGGACGCUCUCCUCUGACUACCGACUUAACGGGCAAUUUAAGGAAUACAUAGUACUGUACGAGUACAUGGCUAGCAAUGGAAGUAAUAUUAUAAAAUCAGAAAAAGUGACAAACAUCAACACGCAAGACCUUUCCUUGAGCCCGCUCAAAAAAUUUACCAAUUACACCCUUACCCUUCGCUCAAGUAACACUCAGUACACCGGAGCUACAAGUGACGCGCGCAUUGUACAGACCUGGGAGGACGCUCCUGACUGCCCCCCUUCAUCUUCAAACUUCAAGGCGAUGACGUCAACGUCCAUCCGUGUCACGUGGUCAACUCUUCCCGAGACUUGUACGAACGGGAUAGUCCGUAAAUACGUCAUAUCGUAUCACAAAGACGGCGGUAGCAACGAAACGACGGAGGUUCCAACAACGAGCUUCGAAAUCAACAAUCUUGCAAAGUAUACCAAGUACACGAUCAAAGUACGCGGAUAUACAGUCAAGGAGGGUCCGUGGAGCACUCCAGGUGUCGCGAGAACCAAACCCGAUGUUCCCGAAGGCAUCCCAACAAUCUCAACGAUCGCGCCAGGUUCAUCUACAUCAGUAAACCUAACAUGGACGUUCACAGCGACAGAUAAAAUAUAUGGCGAGUUCCAAGGCUUCAAUAUCACGUACAAGGAAGAGGGAGGCGGUACUUUGUACAAAACGACCAAUCACACGACACGAAGCUGCAUCAUUACAGGACUCAAGAAAUUCACUUACUAUGAAGUAUCGGUGUCAGUGCGUAACCACGUGUUCAAUGGCCCGUUCUCUACAACUAGACGAGUGCGGACCGACGAAGAUGUUCCGAGUGCACCACCUUUAGGCGUAAAUCACACCGAAAUCAACUCAACGACAUUCAACAUCAGUUGGAACCCAAUCCCCAAAGAUCAGAGCAACGGAAUCAUCACAAGUUACGAUCUGGAACUAAGUUCCGGACAAGCCAGACGGCGCAGGCGGUCCCUUACAGAGUCCCUCAAUUCCACCUUGACGUACAUCGUACUGCAUAACCUGGAAAGUUGCACCAUUUACCAUCUGCGGGUGCGGGCGAGAACACGAAAAGGACCUGGUCCGUACAGCCCACAAUACACGCUACAAACAUCCCCUCCAGGGACACCAACAGAUUUGAAGGCAACAGACGAGACCAAGACUUCAGUUCUCCUGAGAUGGCGACCCCCAAACUUUAUAGGGUCUAUUAGAUACACGGUCAUGUACAAAGGUUUCAAGCCUUACUGGCCGGAAUGGAAUGGACACUUUGGAAAAGUAACUACAUCAUCCCAGUCUGUCACCCCAAAGAAUCUCAUCCCUGGGACAAAGUACAUUUUCAAUAUUACUUCUUCCACCAAAUGCGGAGAUAGCAAAACACUGAAUUUUAAAGUAGUGACUACGAAAGUUGCAAAUCCUGUAGCACCAGUGGUUCCUCUUGGGAGAAUAUCUCGCGAUACUAACGUCACAUUGUGGAAGGCUGAUGAAGUCAACGGUCCAAUCGACUCCUAUCAAGUCAUGGUUCUGAAAGAGAAACCCGACAACGUGAACCUGACGGAGAUUCAAGCAGAAGAACUUUGUAAAGAAGACGAAGAGAAGAAUAAGAAAAGGAAUUACUACAUUGCAGCCGAAGUGGAAGCAUUAAGUAUGAAUCAAACAAUCAUCAUUGGUGACGGUAGGAUUUACAAAGGAAGGCGGCAGAAGUACAAGAACAAAGCUCUUGACGAAGGAAGCAAGAACAAGGUCUACAUACGAGCGAUGACCUACCUGAACGAAGAGGUGGAGCCUUUGUGUGGAGUUGUCGCUUUGGCUGGAGUAAUAGAAAUCCCGGUCGCCAGCUCGAAAAAUCUCGCAUCAACCACCUCUUCACCCGUAGGAGCAAUAGCUGGAGGGGUGGUUGCGUUACUCAUUCUUGCGGCUUUCGUCGCCGCUGUAGUCCUCUUUAUCAGGCGACGAAAUGAUAAUUCCCCCAUGAGGAAGCCGGCGAUGCAAAUGGAGUCGUUUAACGAGGGUCAAGCGGAAAGCAAUGCCGAUAUCGCCGAUGAAGGAAUAAGCAACCAGCAGGAGGCUGCAGAAGCUGCUAAUACCGAGCGUAUUUAUGACAAUGCUGUAGACGACUUGUCCAAGCCAAUCCCAAUCGCACUCUUCCCAGAAUACGUCGCGAAGAUGCAGGCAAACGGAGGCAUUAGAUUGGAAACCGAAUACAAGAAAUUCGACAAUGGACAGCAGUUUCCAUGGGAAGCCGCCAGGAAACCUGCAAACAAGAACAAGAACCGUUACGCGAACAUUGUUGCCUAUGAUCAUUCACGCGUGGUACUGGAGCGAGUCAAUGGCGACGAGGAUUCGGAUUACAUAAACGCGUCAUUUAUCCACGGCUAUGAUGGAACUCCAAGAUCGUUCAUCGCCUCACAAGGUCCUCUUCCUCCGGCGUUUGAAGGCUUCUGGCGGAUGGUUUGGGAACAGAACUCGCAAUCCAUCGUAAUGCUCACCAACCUCGUCGAGCUAGGCAAGACUAAGUGCCACAAAUACUGGCCAGACAAGACCGAGACAUACGGUGGCGUGACAGUCACGCUGCACCAGUCGGAAAUAUUCGCAGACUAUGAAAUUCGUACCUUCAUCUUGUCUAAGGCGAAACGGAGUGGCAGUCGAAUGGUUCGUCAGUUCCACUUUACCGUGUGGCCGGACAAGGGCGUUCCCCAAUACGCAACAGCAGUCCUCGCGUUCAGACGAAAAGUGCGCGCGUUGAACCCGCGGGACGCGGGACCUGUCAUCGUCCACUGCAGUGCUGGCGUUGGACGCACUGGUGCCUAUAUUGUCAUUGACGCCAUGCUGGAACAGGCCAAAAAGAGCCGAACCGUGGAUAUUCGUAACUACCUCAUAGCGCUCAGGAAAGACAGGCCACACAUGGUCCAGACAAAGGAGCAGUACUCGUUUAUCCACUCUGCUGUGUUAGAAGCCCUGACGUGCGGCAACACAGAGAUACAAAGCGAGAACUACAACCAGGCCAUGCAGAAACUUGCUUCUGUCAACCGUAAAUUCCAGAUGACAGGAUACGCACUCGAGUUCCAGAGGCUGAACUCCGUUACAAGCCGUGAGAUACCGGCGGAAGAGAAAAGCGUUGGUGAGAAACCACAAAAUCUGCACAAGAACAGAUUCUCUGACAUCAUAGCAUUGAACAGCUGUAGGGUGAUGUUGCAUAAGGAGCAUGCUGACGAGGAGUCGGACUACAUCAACGCAGUAUUCCUACAUGCUCAUAGGGAGCGCAAUGCAUUCAUCGCUACCCAGCAUCCCUUACAGCAUACGAUUGAGGAUUUCUGGCGCAUGGUGACGGAUUAUGACAUCGGGACGAUUGUCAUGCUGAACAACCUACACGAACAUGACCAGGAAUAUCCCCAGUACUUGCCUGUAGAGGGCGCAACCAAAUAUGGUCACAUCCGGGUCAGUUUGCUCAGCAAGCAAGAGAAAGGUGACGUCAUCUCUACCAAGCUGAAAGUGACGCGUAAUAAGAAGACUCACGAGGUUCGUCACUUGCAUCACGUGUCGUGGCCAGACAAGUGCAUCCCUGAGGUUGCCCGCAGCGUUCUGGAUCUUUUAGACGAGGUUCAGGCGUCACAGCAGCAGUGCGGCAACGCGCCAGUAUUGGUCCAAUGCAGUAACGGUGUUGGUAGGAGUGGCACGUUUUGUGCGAUCUCAUCAGUUAUUGAGCGUUUGAAGACAGAGCAAGUUAUUGACGUUUUCCAAGUCAUCAAACGCAUUCGUGCCAAUCGACCAGGCGCGGUGGAGAGCCUGACGCAGUACGUGUUUUGCUAUCAAAUUAUCCAGAAGUACUUGGACUCCUUCAGCGACUACGCGAACUUUUCCGACUGUUAAAGGCGACCUCCAAAUUUGGUUAUUUCACGCCUGCUAUGUUAAACCGAAAACAAUAAGCUUAACUAGCAAUUAGAACUGCUAGGCGUUUCACCGCCAUCAUUUUACAUAACUGUAAAAUUUUAAAUGCUGUUCGAACAUGAUUUUUAUGCACUAAAUAGAAUUUUCCCAAACAACUAAAAAUUCAAUAUAUUUUGAAAUUAUUUUCUUAACGACUUUUUGUAAACACCGAGCGAUUACAGAAAAUAUUCAACCCUCUA